This is a messenger RNA of Lingula anatina, 1704 nucleotides long. Its product is annotated as DNA/RNA-binding protein KIN17. Gene Ontology annotation, cellular component: nucleus. Gene Ontology annotation, biological process: DNA replication; DNA damage response. Lineage: Eukaryota; Metazoa; Brachiopoda; Lingulata; Lingulida; Lingulidae. Gene Ontology annotation, molecular function: double-stranded DNA binding. The record is from RefSeq and is a predicted model, not a curated record.
UUCCCGACUGAGAACGAGGCCCAACUUCGCGUAUUUUGAAAGUUUACGAGUCUCGGGGGUUUCCCAGGAAUUUCUGACCAAAUCUUUUGUCGUGAGCCAGACAUCUUAAGAUGUCUAAGAAAGGGGGUUUCCUCACCCCCAAGGCCAUUGCCAACAGAAUUAAGGCCAAAGGACUUCAAAAGCUGAGAUGGUACUGCCAGAUGUGUCAGAAGCAGUGUAGAGAUGAGAAUGGAUUCAAGUGCCACACAAUGUCGGAAUCUCACCAAAGGCAGCUUCUUCUGUUUGCAGAAAGACCAGACCAAUUCCUGGAUACUUUUUCCAAGGAAUUCGAAGAUGGUUAUCUAGAGGUUUUGAAGAGGCGGUUUGGAACCAAGCGUGUACAUUGUAAUAUUGUAUACCAAGAGUACAUAGCAGACAGGGAGCAUGUCCAUAUGAACUCCACGCAGUGGGAGACACUGACAGAGUUUGUCAAACAUCUGGGGAAAGAUGGUUCUUGUGUAGUUGAUGAAACUGAAAAAGGUUGGUUUGUGCAGUACAUAGACCGUGAUCCAGAAACAAUACGAAGGCAAGAGGCACUUAAGUCAAAAGAAAAAAUGGAACUGGAUGAUGAAGAGAAAGUGGCAAGGUUUAUUCAAAAACAAAUUGAGAGGGCAGCAGAGACAGAAAAAGAACAGCCCAAGUCGGAAUACACAGAGUUAAAGAGGGAGAGUGAGGAGGAAAAAGUGGCUUUCAAUUUAGCUGCCAUGAAAAAAUCAGAAGGGAAAUCUGCAGUGAAGUCAUUACCAUCAAUGAAUGCACUUAAAGCAGAGGAGAAAAAGCAUGCUCCUACCACCAGCAAAGAUAGCCUGAAGUCCACAUCGACUGCUGGGCAGAAGAGAAAGAAUGCCCUUGAUGAAAUUAUGGAGUUUGAGGAACAAAAGAAGGAAAAAAUGAACAGGAAAGACUAUUGGUUGCACAAGGGAAUUGUAGUGAAGGUUGUCACAAAAAAACUUGGUGACAAAUUUUAUAAAAAGAAAGGAGUAGUUAAGGAGGUAGUUGACCAAUAUGCAGGGGUCAUCAAGAUGUUGGACAGUGGAGAUAAGGUCAAGGUUGACCAGGCACAUGUGGAAACAGUUAUUCCAGCCAUAGGAAAGUCUGUUUUAGUGGUGAAUGGAGCAUACAGAGGCAGUGAGGCUACUUUAUUGAGUAUAAACGAGAAAAAGUUUUCCUGUAGUAUAAAAAUUGUUGCAGGUCCUUUGAAAGGCAGAGAAGUGGAUGGGGUCCAGUAUGAAGACGUCAGCAAACUCCACCUUGCCUCCUGACACGGUGUGUUUGAUGUGCCAGCCAGAGCAACGCACCGAUCCCUUUGUAAUGAACGUUCAGAGAGAACAACAAGAGAAAGAGCCGAGAUUUACGCCCUAUACUGAAGAGGUUCAGCAGUUCCGUGAAGUGCUGGUUUCACAUGCAAUUCCAGGAUAUAGCCUAAUAUGCCAAGUUUGAUUUUAAGAGAACUGUUCUUCAAGUAUAAAAAAGGCAAAACUCUAAGUUGCUGUGUUACCAACAGCUUGUAUCAGCGUGUUUCGUAAUCUGUGACAGGAUAAUAGUCUGUCAUGGUGACAUAUAAAUAAAAGUGAACAUAUUCAGGGGCAUAGUUGAACAUGCAUAACAUUUUAUUUUGUAAAUUGAUAAUUUUUGUCUCCAAAGUAAGUGUCACGGGUUUUAAUA